AUGUGGCUCCUUGACACCCAAACACUAAAAUUGCAGGAAAUCGUCGAUCCGUCAACCGUCAAUUAUGCGAUUCUCUCGCACACGUGGGAGCACGAUGAAGUAUCAUUCCAGGACAUUUCCGACCUCGAUUCGGCUCGAAAGAAAGCCGGCUUUGCCAAAAUCUCAAAGACCUGCGAAUUAUCUCGCCAAAGGAGCAUCCCAUACGCUUGGGUCGAUACUUGCUGCAUCGAUAAGUCAAGUAGCGCGGAACUGAGCGAAGCCAUCAACUCCAUGUUCCAAUGGUACAAACUUUCAGUCGUAUGCUUUGUUUACUUAUCGGAUUUCACAUUUGACAAGGCGCUUAAUAGUAGCAGAUGGUUCACUCGUGGCUGA
This is a messenger RNA of Colletotrichum gloeosporioides, 372 nucleotides long. RefSeq lists its product as uncharacterized. The transcript has 2 exons. Bases 1 to 372 code for a protein of 123 amino acids. The record is from RefSeq and is a predicted model, not a curated record. Lineage: Eukaryota; Fungi; Ascomycota; Sordariomycetes; Glomerellales; Glomerellaceae.